UCCCCCACCUCCAGGUCCCAGCAGGUCCCAGACCACGAGCUCUCCAUCCAUAGGCGGAAACGGACAGUGCUCGCCCAGCCUUCCUCACUGUGUGCCAGGCUGCCGGCUUCCCUCUCUACAAGGCCCCAGAGUACCUCCUGCCCCACAUGGCUGAGCUGAAGAAGGAGCUGCUGGCCCUGCAUGCCCAGCUGGGUUACAAGAGCCAGGCACUGGCCCAUCUGCAGCAGCACCAGGACUCCCCGGGGACCAACGAGCAAGCCCUGGUGCAGGAUCUGUGGCACCACGACCAGGAGCAGGCCAGAGCCCUGGGGCCGCGGAUCCAGCUGGUGACCGAGCAGUGCGGGCGCCACAUCGAGCGCUGGCCCAAGGUGCAGGCUGCCAUCGACGCCUGGUGGGAGCAGCCGGGGCAGUUCUCCCUGCCUGCGGAGCACCGCCAGGGCCUCACCUUGCAGCAGUGGCUGGAGCGUUGGACCCUGGCCCUCAAGACCCUCCAGCAGCACAGCACACCCGCCCCCAAAGGGGUGCACAAGGGGGUAGAGGUAGCCACACCCAGGUUAGGGAAGGAGUGCGGGUGGGACACGCCUAUCUGGGGUGGAGUUAUUGGAGGCCUAGCCUAGCCCCUCUUCUGCAAGGUGGGGGGUCAGUGUUAAGGGGUGAUCAGAUGCUGGUAGUGGGAGGGUUGGUGGGGCUGAGCGGAGGUGGGGGAGCGGUGUCAGGUGUGGGAGGGAUCCCACGUGGGUUUUGUGGCGUUCUGUAAUUCCCAUUGUUCUGAAUAAACUGACUAAAUGCACACUCAGGUCUAUGGCAGGGAUUGGGACAUAGGGCCUUUCCCCUCUGGGGGAUGCCAGCUCCGACCUGCCCCAGGGCAGGGAUUGGUAGGCUCAG
Molecule: messenger RNA, 885 nt
Organism: Dermochelys coriacea (leatherback sea turtle)
Lineage: Eukaryota; Metazoa; Chordata; Testudines; Dermochelyidae
Gene: HAUS5
Product: HAUS augmin like complex subunit 5
Exons: 4
Coding region: 147-617 (156 amino acids)
Biological process (GO): centrosome cycle; spindle assembly
Cellular component (GO): centrosome; HAUS complex
Source: RefSeq, a predicted model, not a curated record